UCUUAGUUCUUUUUGAGCAAGUACUCUGUAUUAAAAAAGUGACACAAUAUCUGAGGCCCGCAUAAAGGUUAGGGAAUAUAAAAAUAUUAAGGAAAUCAAGCAAGCAGCCAAGCAUCGCACUAUCGUAAAUUCUUCGACAGUGAUUUUUGAUAUUCAAGAAUUCGAGAGAGAAAAACAUGGCGAAGCAACAAGAUAACAAUGCAAAUUCAGUGGCAUCAGAUCUCAUCAAUUUUUUGAAUGCUUCUCCAACUGCUUUUCAUGCCGUUGAUGAAUCCAAGAGACAAUUGAAGGAAGCUGGGUUUGAGCAGCUUUCUGAGCGAGAAGAUUGGAGUUUACAAGCUGGGAAAAAGUAUUUCUUCACUAGAAAUUACUCCACCAUUGUUGCUUUUGCCAUUGGUAAAAAAUAUGUUGCUGGGAAUGGAUUUCAUAUAGUCGGUGCUCAUACGGAUAGCCCUUGUUUGAAAUUGAAGCCAACAUCGAAGGUAACUAAAGGGGGAUAUCUAGAGGUUGGUGUCCAAACGUAUGGUGGUGGCUUGUGGCACACAUGGUUUGAUCGCGAUUUGGCAGUUGCCGGACGUGUGAUCAUCAAAAAAGUGAAAGAUGGUUCUCAUUCAUACUCUCACCGGCUUGUCAGGAUUCAUAAUCCUAUAAUGCGGAUUCCUACAUUGGCAAUUCACUUAGACAGGGGUAGCGAUGGUUUUAAACCAAAUACACAAAGUCAUCUUGCUCCUAUCUUGGCGACAUCAAUUAAGGAUGAACUCAAUAGAAGUGUUAAUGAAAAUGAUUCAGCUGAUAAUGGAGCUCAGACUGAGGCAAAAAAAUCAACUGAGAACCAGAAACAUCAUUCCCUCUUGCUUAAGCUGCUAGCGAAGGAAAUUGGAUGUGAACCUGAUGAUAUAUGUGAUUUUGAGCUGCAAGCAUGCGAUACUCAGCCAAGUCUGAUAGCUGGUGCACUAAAGGAGUUUGUUUUCUCAGGAAGGCUUGAUAAUCUUUGCAUGUCAUUUUGUUCCUUGAAGGCGUUGAUAGAUGCUACAUCCCCUGAGGGUAGUCUUGAUGAUGAAGUUGGUGUUAGAAUGGUGGCACUUUAUGAUCAUGAAGAAGUUGGAUCUAAUUCAGCUCAAGGAGCUGGAUCUCCUGUCACAUUGGACACCAUUUCCAGAGUUACUAAUGCCUUCUGCUCCGAUGUUAAGAUGAUGCUAGAAAAAAUUGUGCAGAAAAGUUUUCUCGUAUCAGCUGACAUGGCUCAUGCGCUACACCCUAACUACAUGGACAAACAUGAAGAGAAUCAUCAACCAAAGAUGCAUGGGGGAUUAGUUAUUAAACACAAUGCAAAUCAGCGUUAUGCCACUAAUGCUAUAACCUCCUUUAUAUUCAAGGAGAUAGGGCAGAUACACCAACUUCCUAUUCAGGAAUUUGUGGUGCGAAAUGACAUGCCUUGUGGUUCCACAAUUGGUCCUAUCCUGGCUAGUGGCGUGGGAAUUCGCACAGUAGAUAUUGGUGCUCCGCAGCUAUCAAUGCAUAGCAUAAGGGAAAUGUGUGCAGUUGAUGACGUAUUGCAUUCAUAUAUGCAUUUAAAAGCCUUCUUUAUGGAGUUUUCCAAGCUUGAUACAAAGCUAAUCGUCGACGCUGAAGUCUAAAGCCCAUCGGAAAUUGCAAUACUAAAGCCCUUGAACAUGUUCUGACCACAUGAGGAUACGGAGCACACAUCGCACACAGGCGCUGCCCCAUCACCAUUAUGUGCUACUAAGUAUUAGGAUUUACAGGAGCAUAUUAGUGUUCCCUUUCCCUCUCGUCGAGAACACGUAUAGUUGAUGUUGCAAAACUAUCAGACAUUAUGUGCUUUUCUUGGUCUAUGUUGCUCUAAAUUAAAAUGAAUAUAUACCUCUGUAGGGUUGGUGGUCUUGGUACAAUUGAAAGCUGAAAGCAUUAGAUUAUUAUACCAAUUGCAUUCUCUUCAA
Messenger RNA from Chenopodium quinoa (quinoa), 1958 nucleotides. RefSeq names its product probable aspartyl aminopeptidase. Gene Ontology annotation, molecular function: aminopeptidase activity; zinc ion binding. NCBI's taxonomy places the organism in Eukaryota, Viridiplantae, Streptophyta, Magnoliopsida, Caryophyllales, Amaranthaceae. Gene Ontology annotation, biological process: proteolysis. The record is from RefSeq and is a predicted model, not a curated record. The transcript has 11 exons. The coding region runs from base 177 to 1637 and encodes 486 amino acids.